AGAAAAUGACCAAGAACUAUGUACACCUAAAGGAAGACAAUACUUACCUUUGGAGAAACACAUUUACGUGAGCCAGUCCUUCAAGAAGGAAGCAGCUAGCUCUCUGCCUUUGAAGAUUUCAGUAUUUACUUGAAGGAGAUACUAAUCAGCAAGAGAUGGCCCUUCCAAGCAAGAAGAAUGCUAUUUUGGUGGAUGGGGUUGUACUGAAUGGUCCGACCACAGAUAUAAGAGCAGGAGAAAAAUUUGUUGAAGAGGCCUGUAGGCUAAUAAUGGAAGAAGUGGUUUUGAAAGCUACGGAUGUUAAUGAGAAGGUGUGUGAAUGGCAGUCUCCUGAACAGCUGAAGCAACUUCUUGACUUGGAGAUGAGAGACACGGGCGAGCCCCAUGACAGGCUGUUGCAACUCUGCCGAGAUGUCAUACGCUUCAGUGUCAAAACUAACCACCCAAGAUUUUUCAACCAACUAUAUGCUGGACUUGAUUAUUACUCGUUGGUGGGCCGAUUUAUGACCGAAGCAUUAAAUCCUAGUGUUUAUACGUAUGAGGUAUCUCCAGUGUUUUUGUUAGUGGAAGAAGCAGUUGUGAAGAAAAUGAUUGAAUUUAUUGGCUGGCAAGAAGGAGAUGGAAUAUUUAACCCAGGUGGUUCAGUGUCCAAUAUGUAUGCAAUGAAUUUAGCUAGAUACAAAUACUGUCCUGAUAUUAAGGAAAAGGGGCUGUCUGGGUUGCCAAGAUUAAUCCUUUUCACAUCUGCAGAGUGUCAUUACUCCAUGAAGAAGUCAGCCUCUUUUCUGGGGAUUGGCACUGAGAACGUGUGCUUUGUGGAAACAGAUGGAAGAGGUAAAAUGAUACCUGAGGAACUGGAAAAGCAGGUCCUGCAAGCCAGGAAAGAGGGGGCAGCACCAUUUCUUGUCUGUGCCACCUCGGGAACAACUGUGCUAGGCUCCUUCGAUCCUCUGGAGGAAAUCGCGGAUGUCUGUGACAGGCACGGCCUCUGGCUCCACGUGGACGCUUCUUGGGGUGGCUCAGCUUUGAUGUCAAGGAAGCACCGCAAGCUUCUGCAUGGCAUCCACAGGGCUGAUUCAGUGGCCUGGAACCCACACAAGAUGCUGAUGGCUGGAAUCCAGUGCUGUGCUCUACUUGUGAAAGACAAGUCUGAUCUUCUUAAGAAAUGCUACUCUGCUGAGGCAUCUUACCUCUUCCAGCAGGACAAAUUCUAUGAUGUCAGCUAUGAUACAGGAGACAAGUCUAUCCAAUGUAGCAGGAGACCAGAUGCAUUCAAAUUCUGGAUGACCUGGAAGGCCCUGGGGACAUUAGGCCUUGAAGAAAGAGUUAAUCGUGCUCUUGCUUUGUCUAGGUACCUAGUAGAUGAGAUCAAGAAGAGAGACGGAUUCAAGUUACUGAUGGAACCUGAAUAUGCCAAUAUUUGCUUUUGGUACAUUCCACCAAGCCUCAGAGAGAUGGAAGAAGGACCAGAGUUCUGGGAAAAAGUUAAUUUGGUAGCCCCAGCCAUUAAGGAGAGGAUGAUGAAGAAGGGAAGCCUCAUGCUAGGCUACCAGCCCCACCGGGGAAAGGUUAACUUCUUCCGUCAGGUGGUAAUUAAUCCUCAAGUAAGCCGGGAGGACAUGGACUUCCUCUUGGAUGAGAUAGACCUUCUGGGUAGAGACAUGUAGCUGUGGCUUUUGGUCCCUCAGAGGCAUGGAUCCUGUCCUGAGCAGGGCAUCUGGAGACACAUAGUAGAUGAUAGCCCUUCUGAUGAGAAAUAGGAAAUGCUCCAGACCAGGCAUUGCAGAAUCAAAUUGCUAAGCAAAUGAUGAUAAAGUCUCUUGUUGCCUAGGCACUGAUGUUGCUAUAAAGGAGGCAGCUUUAAAAGGAAUGAGUUUCUCAAGGAUUGUCUCUGGACAUAGCCAUGAAGAGAGUUUAGUAAAUGCCAUGUGGAUCUUGGGUUCUAAUCUUACACUGCCUUAAAGAACAUAAAUUAACAGUUCAAAACAAUGAUUCUUAAAGAAUGGUUCUUGUACUAGCAGAAUCAACAUCACCUGGAAACUUUUUUUAAAAUGCAGAUUCUGAAGCCUCACUUCAGACAAACUGAAGCAGAAACUGCAUGUGUGGCUCAGUGUUCUGUGUUUUAACAAGCCCUCCAAGUGAUUUCGAUGCAUCAUAUAAUCUGAGAAGUAUGGGUUUUUAAAAAUUCUUAUAUUGAUUGGUUAAUCAGUCUGAUAUUUUGCCAGCAAAAGGAUAUCAGUAGCCCUUGAGCCACUCUUUGAAAAUUACAGCAGUAGACUUUGUAGUACAAAUUUUAAGGGCAUCAGGAGCAUGUCAAAACUAGUUUUAAGAUAAAAUAUAUAUAUAUAUAUAUAUAUGUGAUGUUUGCUUUAUAAGGACAUAUAUGUCUUAUGCAAGCUGAAUGUUUAUUUUCAAAAGUUAAAAUUAACUUGUCUAUUUUAAUUUACCUGAAUUAGAGAUGAAGAUAAAAAAACAAACACAUUGAAGUAUGGCCUUUUCAGUCAGUGAGCAAUGAUCCUAAUUCACUUCCCCAAAUCAUUUGCAUCAUUAGUUGGGAGUAGACAUUAAGUAUAUAUACAUGUGUGUGUCUGAGUCCUUCUUUUAGCUUUAGGAGCCCACUUCUGCCUUCCUCUUUGCCUUGUAGGGAAUAACCAGAAUGAAGUCUAGGGUUGUACAACGUUCCCAUUUCCAAACUUUAACAUAUCAGGGUAGACUUUUAACUGGUUUACAAUAGAUGGGGAAUCUAGGAAUCAGAGGCCUUUCAGUGGAAAUGCCUUCAUUUCUUCUGAGAGUGAAUACUUAUAAUUCUCUGAUCCUGUUCCUAGAUUUCUAGGAAAGUUUUAUUUGACUAAUAAGUGGAUGGAAUGCAGAGAUGUGGGUGUAGAGUUAAAGAUCUGCAUUGGGAAAUAAAGGUUUGAAAGUUGCUCACAAUGACCUUUUCCUACUUCAUUAUUAACUUGUGUCAUUUAAAUUCUGAAAAGCAAAUGUGUACUGUUCUAGUUUUAUUGUAUAUUUUCAUUUUAGUGUGCAUGGUUUCCCAAGAUCUCCAUUAUUCAAAGAAUGUUCUGAUCUUUGUUCUGAAUUACUUUGAAUCUCUGCUGAUCACUAUUUAUGUAUGUGUAUUGUGUGUUUCUCUCAAAAAUGUCUACAUAAAAUGUUCCUGCAAUUAACGCUUGCAAUAAUUUGGACUUCAUGAAAUAAAAAGCAGUA
Molecule: messenger RNA, 3210 nt
Organism: Heterocephalus glaber (naked mole-rat)
Lineage: Eukaryota; Metazoa; Chordata; Mammalia; Rodentia; Bathyergidae
Source: RefSeq, a predicted model, not a curated record